GCAUUGCUUUGAAGCUCUAGAUAGAAGUAUGAGAGAUAUACUUUCUUGCUGUCAUGAUGGAAAUCCAAAAUUACCAUUUGGUGGAAAAACAAUUGUUUUUGGUGGAGACUUUAGACAAGUGUUGCCUGUCAUUCCUAAGGGCACAAGGCAGGAUAUUGUUCAAGCAUCUUUGAAUGCAUCACAUUUGUGGCAGUAUUGUACGGUGUUGAAGUUAACAAAAAACAUGAGACUCAAGAACUUCACAAAUGAAUUGGCCAAUCCGAGUAUUUUGAAGCUUUUUGCCGAUUGGAUACUGCAAAUCGGUGAUGGUGUUCUGGGAGAGGGCGAUGAUGGCGAAGCAGAAAUUGAUAUACCAGAAAAUUUUCAUGUUCCAGUAAUGUCUGAUCCCAUUGAAUCUAUUGUCAACACUACUUAUCCAGACUUUUUGAAGAACAUGAACAACAUCUCAUAUCUUGAAGGGAGAGCGAUUCUUGCACCGACAAUUGAUGAGGUAGACAGGAUCAAUGAUUUCAUGUUGCUGCAGAACAACUCAGAGGAAAAGACCUAUUUCAGUUCUGAUUCAGCGUGUUCCUCUACCUCAGACAGUGAGCUCCUUCAAGAAAUCCAUUCUCC
Molecule: messenger RNA, 612 nt
Organism: Cuscuta epithymum
Lineage: Eukaryota; Viridiplantae; Streptophyta; Magnoliopsida; Solanales; Convolvulaceae
Source: the annotation of a GenBank genome assembly